Molecule: messenger RNA, 4782 nt
Organism: Sphaeramia orbicularis (orbiculate cardinalfish)
Lineage: Eukaryota; Metazoa; Chordata; Actinopteri; Kurtiformes; Apogonidae
Gene: vwa5b2
Product: von Willebrand factor A domain containing 5B2
Exons: 22
Coding region: 161-4375 (1404 amino acids)
Source: RefSeq, a predicted model, not a curated record
CGGGAAACCCAUGAGCAGAUGUGAUGCUGGAGUGAUGCAGAGACUGGACACAGAAGCAGAUUAUCUGACACUGCCCUGAACAGUACAACCAUUUAACAGGUCUGUCUGCCUUUGACUACAUGCAAUCAGCAGAGCAGACAGCUCCUGGAACCCAGAAAACAUGGUGGGACUGAGAAACCGCUCUACAUGGGAACCACUGCUACUCAAGGCGUCCUGUAUCAAGUCCUGCGCCAACGGCUGCUCCCUGGGCAUCACUGCACAUCUUACCUAUGCCAACGCUGAUGUAGAGUCCGUCGAAGGUGUAUUCGUAUACCCACUGGGGGAAAAGGAGGUUGUGGUGGGCUUUGAGGCGGUGAUUGCAGGGCGGCUGGUGGGGGUCCAGAUCCAGAGCCGAGGGAAGCUGAAGGACUGUUGUUUGGAUUGCUGUUCAGGAUCUGGUCUUGAUGGCCACUGUGGGAAUGGCAGAGAGUGGGGCUGCUGUGGGAGCUCUAACCUUGACAUGCAAUGCACCAACGGACAUCUCAUCCUGGACGAGGACCUCGAAAGAACCACCUUCAUCGUGGGCAUAGGUGUAAUUGGCCCCAUGGAUAUUGUGUCAGUUAUAAUAAGCACCACACUAGAACUCCCCACAUUAGAAAAUGGAGCAAUACACAUCAUCUACCCUACGUUACUUACCCCUGUUGUCACGGGCCAGAUGUCUUCAAGCAAGAGUGAAAAUGGGGGGAAACCAAAUGAAACUGGAGCCACCAGCUGUUUUGGUGCCACCUCAGGAAAACAAGACCAGGUCCUAGAUUCUGAGCAGCAGUGCGCCCAUGCCAUCUUCACCAGCCCAGCUGCUAAUCUGGCACCGUAUGAACUCAACUUCCAGCUGCUGGUCAGAGGAGCCUGCUUACUGGCAGGACUGGAAAGUCCCACUCACGCUCUGAGAGCAGACGCUGACCCCAGUGCCCAAAGUGCCUCUGCCACCUACAUCACAUUGGCACAGGAGCAUCCAUAUGACAGACAUAUCGAGAUCAUUCUGCACCUCAGUGAACCUCACAGCCCGUUGGUCAUAUUAGAGAAAGGCAGGCUGUCCUUCAGCCAGUAUGAACAGCACAUCAGUUCCCGCCGUGAUUUCAUUCGUUGCUCUCGGAAAGACUCUGAAAUUGAGAGGAAGCUUGAGUUUGUGAGAAAGCGCUAUCAUAAGGAUAUUCUGAGCAGCCCUGUCUUGAUGCUCAACUUCUGUCCUGACUUGUUGUGUGAGCCACUGGAGCUGCACAAAGCCACCAGAGAGCUGCUGUUCCUUGUUGAUCGUAGUGGCAGCAUGAGUGGGACCAACAUCCACCGUGUAAAGGAAGGCAUGUUGGUGGCCUUGAAGAGUCUCCCCUCUGGCACCAUGCUCAACAUUGUGGGCUUCGGCACCACUAUCAAACCCCUGUUCACCUCCAGCAGACUCUGCACUGAUGUCACUCUAAUGCAAGCAUAUGAGUAUGUGCAAAGGAUGAGAGCGGACAUGCGGGGCACCAACCUGCUGGGGGCGCUGUCCUGGGUGUAUCAACAGCCUACACAGCGGUCUUAUCCUCGCCAGGUCUUUAUCGUAACAGAUGGAACUAUCACCAAUGUGGCCAAAGUACUGGAGCUGGUCCGCAGAAACACAUGCGCUGGCAGAUGCUUUGGCCUGGGUCUUGGUCCUCGAGCCUGCAGGAGACUCCUGCAGGGCGUUGCCAAACUGACAGGGGGGACCACAGAGUUCUUAGAAGAUGAGGAUCGACUCCAGCCAAAGUUAAUCAAGUCCUUGAAGAAGGCUUUUGAACCUGUGCUGACCGAUGUGCGGAUUGACUGGUACCUGCCUGAAAACAUGGAGGCUCUUCUUUCACCCAAUGAAAUCCCUCCUCUCUAUCCUGGGAAUCGUCUCAUUGGAUACUGCACUCUUUAUGACAUGACAAAUUUCAGACUAAAAAAACCAGAGUUUCAAGGACAGGGCUACAAAGGUGCAUAUCGUAGCUCAACUGGCUCCGUAUUCGGCCAAUCAAACGAUGAGCUUUCACCGCCUCCGGCCUCAGAGCUAAUGCCAGUGGUGACAUGUGCAGAUGGCACAGAUCUGGAGGAGGCACUGAGGGAGAUCUCAAGAGAAAUCUCCUCUGAAUUCUCCUGUGCCAGAGAUACAGAUACCGGCACCAGCCCAGGUGUGGAGCUAGACUGGUCCAGUGAUGUCAGAAGGCGGAUCCAAGAGAGUUCUUAUAUCCAGGAGCAGUAUGUCCUCACUCGCUGCUCCCUCAGUAGCGAGCAGAGUCUUCAAACACAGUCCCACUCACACAUUCAAGCCUCAUCCAACUCUCACUCAGUGGGUGGGGACUUCCUGCCUGACCCUCACUCUGGUUCUGUAAUGGAUACAGGGUCUUUACCCCAAGGCCUGGAAAAGAUGCCCCCUCCUGAACAGAGAUCAUCCUUGUCUCGCUGGGCAGAGUCAGCAUGGCAACCAAACCUCUCAGUUGAAACCCCUGAUAAUGGAGGAGAAAAGGGGCAUUUGGACGGAGGGGAGGAGUCUCGAAGGAGACAAAAAGCUCUGGCCCGUUCAACCAUGGCGGCACGGAGCUUCUCGUCUCCUCAGGGUGAGCUGGAGAUGCAUCGCCUGAGGAGAGCUCUGGAGAGGGUUUCCUUUGACCAGACGCUGGGAGGAAGGUUGGAUGAAAGUGAUGGGGAGACGAAGCCCCCAUCAAGAGGAGCCCUGUCCCACAGAAGCCUGACUGACUCCAAUGGACUCCUGUUCCCUGCCUCUCCUCUGGACUGGGAUGGCUUCACAGAUCCUGAGUGUCUCUUCACUGCUGCUCCGCCCGAGGAUCCUCCUCCUGGACAAUGCCGCUCCGUCAUUCAUGGUCUGCUGUGUGGGAAGCCUGUGUCCUGGGAGGUCACCGUGGACCUUGGGCACCUCUGGGCCCCUGAGGACCAGGAAGCAACAGGGCUUGAUGGAGGAGCAGAAGAAGGAAGAGGAGAACCAUGGGAGGAAAUCAUUCACCAACUGACUGCUCGGUCAGUGAUUAGGGACUUUGAGAAAAUGGCUGAAAAGGAGAAUGAUGCCGGACAUGGUUCAGGAAAGCGAUACCGUAUGAAGGCUAUUCAGACCAGUAAACACUGUAACAUCAUCUGCAUGUACACAGCCUUCACCACUACGGACAGCAAUACCAACAAAGGAUUACCUGAAAGCAUGGAUAUCCAAAACACAGGAAGUCACUUGGGAAACAGACGCAGUUCUCAUUCAGGCAGUCGCAAACAGAAGGCAUAUUCUGUAGGUCUGGGCAGACGACGCACGAGUAGAGACAGCGAAGAGCUUGAAGACAACUGGAACUCUACAGACAGAGAUGACACUCCUGCCUCCCCCUGUAGCCUUACAUCCUGGGAUUCUAGUGUAGGGCCCAGUUCCUACUCCGCUACAGGAAUACCAGGCAGCUCAUGCAGUCGUUCACAGCGAUCCAUAGAGAGCAAGUCAAUGGAGAGCUUCUUUGGCAACAGAUUUCCACUGGGCAGGCUCAGGUCUUCUGUUUCAUCAGGAAAGCAGGUUCCUCUCAAGUCUCACUGUUUGUCUGCAGAGACUGAGAAACAACCUGAAACUGAAACUCCAGACUACCUGCCCCUGGUGCGACUGCAGCUGGCAUCAGGGGCUUUUCUUCUGACAGAGAUCUACUCUGACUGUGUCCAGAUCCCACUGGACCGCUUGAAGAGGGCCUCACCCUAUAGCCUGCACCGCCGCAGCCUUAGUCCACCCUUCCGCUGUACAUCUCCCAGUGCUCCAUCUUUAUCCUCCUCUGUCAAACCUCCUGGUGCUCCCACUACUCACCACGUUACCUUUUCUCCUUCUGCCUGCUCCCUCACCAAACCAGCUGCUCCUCCUUUCCACCACACUCCAGACGACACUCCGCUGAUGCUGGAACCGAGGCUGAGGAGAAGACACUUGUCAGACAGAGACCCUGUGACCUCUCCUCCAGACCUCCCCAGCUCAGAAGAAGGUUCUCUGGAGUUAUCUGUUGGGAAUUCACAGAGUCACAACCACGGCCAGGUGGACAGUGGUCGCGGAUCUGAGACGGAUGUAUGUGAGGGCUCACUGAUGGAAACAGCUGAGCUUCAUGGAAGCAGCCAGUUGGCUCUAGAGGACCUGGAGGGCUCAAGCUGGGCCACAGCGGUCGCUCUGGCCUGGCUCGAACACCGCUGCGCUGGUUACUUCAUGGAGUGGGAGCUGGUGGCUGCGAAAGCUGACUUCUGGCUUCGCUGUCAGGAGCUGCCUGAGGGCGUGGACCUGGCAGGACUGAAGGGAGCCGCCAGACAGCUGUUCCUUCUGCUGCGCCACUGGGACGAGAACAUCAAACUUAACAUGCUGUGUUAUAACCCUAACAAUAUGUGAGACAAUCUGAGGAAACUGAGCCAAAUCUACUGAUAGACUUCAUACUGACCUGAUACUACGGAGGUGACUUUACAAAAACUUGUAUUAUUUCUUCUAUAGGUAAAACUAAUGCCAUGUAACCCAGUGCCAAAUACACUCUGAAUAUGAAGUAAUAAUAUAAUGACUAAGACUUUAUAUUUGUGACAAGAAAACCCUUUACAUGACUUAGUCCAAGUGGCCUUUUAUUAUGAAUAUGCUUUAUGCAAUCACAAUAAUGCCUUGACCAACUGAAUGAGCUUUAAAGUCUAGGUUUUAGUGAGUAGUUUAUCUAAAGGGUAACUUUGCUAAAUGUGCUGUUUAAUCACAGAAUGAAUGAAAAUGAUUUUAAUUAUAAUGAUUUGAUAAAUUACUGGAUGGUUUCUUUAAAU